This is a messenger RNA of Saccostrea echinata, 978 nucleotides long. RefSeq lists its product as uncharacterized. The record is from RefSeq and is a predicted model, not a curated record. Gene Ontology annotation, biological process: immune response. The transcript is spliced from 3 exons. Gene Ontology annotation, molecular function: tumor necrosis factor receptor binding. The coding region runs from base 16 to 888 and encodes 290 amino acids. Gene Ontology annotation, cellular component: membrane. NCBI's taxonomy places the organism in Eukaryota, Metazoa, Mollusca, Bivalvia, Ostreida, Ostreidae.
AGUCUCCAUAGAAAUAUGUCGGUUAAAUGUGGUGCAUUUUUCCAGAAAGGAGAUAUUUUGAAAAAGGUGUUGGUUAUCUCUUUCAUUUUUAAUUUUAUUUUAUUGUUUGUUUUUGUAACUCUACUCGCUUUGAGAAGUAACAUACACCAUAAAAGUCUAAAGGAAGGCAGUGAUACUCAUGCCGGGAGACUUGUUAACAACUUUUUGGAAAUGGACACUGGAAUUAAAUUAACAGAAGACAGUGUAUGUGUUUCAUGUGAUGAACUUGGAGACAGUGUAGAGGCCAAAGAGACACUUUAUCAGUUUAUUAUGAAAACAAAAUGUGGGGCAAGAUUUUGCUGUUACAAAGACAAAGAUCUGAAAGCGUUUAUAUCAAAGAUUUUGGAACUCCCUGGACAACGUUCUACAACAGGUAACAUGGCAAAUUUGCAACAAAAUUUCCACUGGUGGUCCAAUCGUUCAAACGCAGCUCACUUGUUUCUGAAUCACACAAGUUCCCCACCUCAGUGGACAGCUAGCAAUAUUCCAGGUUUCUCCUUUUCAAAUUUACCGAUCACGGAGAACCGGCUUCAGAUUCAGAGAGAGGGCAUUUACUAUGUCUACGCAGCAUUCUCUUUAAAUCUCAGCAAGUGUGGACCAGGUAUUCCUCAGAUGUAUCAUAAUAUAACAAGUCAGCAUCCCUUGCUGAAAAACACCGGACCAGAACUUCACUUCAUGAACAAAUAUGGAGGAUUUGCAAGAUCUGGGAAAACUCGCCAUACCAGUUUCUUGAGUGGAAUCCUUCAUUUAAGGCGAGGAUUUGAAGUCGCAACUCAGAUAUCAACAUCUUCAUUUCUAGACCAAACAAAAUAUUCAAACUUUUUCGGAUUGUUUGCAUUAAAUAUUUAAUUUUUUCAAUGUUUGUGCAAGUUUUGCUUUUCUUGUGUAUAUACAUGUUAAACAUCUAUUUAUUGAUUGAUAAUAAAAAUGAAAUAGAAA